AUGAGCGAUGUGCUGCAAAAGCCGCCAACCAAAGACAAAUACAAUACUUUAAAGAGCAUAAUCCUGGACCGAGUAUCCGAGUCAAGGUCAAGGCAAGUGGAUAAACUAUUAACAAACAUGGUCCUAGGGGACAAAAAGCCAGGGCAGCUGCUCCGGGAAAUGAUUGAUCUGGCUCGAAAUGAAAUCAGUGAGGACAUCAUCCACAAACUUUGGUUGGACAGACUUCCACAGCACAUCCGGACUCUACUGCUUGUAUCAAAUAAUAUUGGACUACAAGCCAUUGGUGAGAUGGCAGACAGGCUGAUUGACACUUGUGGACUGCCACCAUCAGUGAUAGCCACAGCAAACAGAGCACCAGAACAAAGGAGUGACCGCACCCAGGACAUCCUGAUUGCCAUGAUGCAGAAACUCAAUGCUUUGAUGACAGAGGUGGAGAAUCUGAAACAUACCAAAAAACAUAAAGAGAGAAGCAGGACCAGAAGUCACGCCAGACACAGGAGAGGUAGAUCAAAGACGCCGUCCAAAUCGCAGGUAUGGUUCUAUCACAGCAGGUUUGGGGAGAAGGCAACUAGAUGCAUUGAACCAUGUUUGGUUAAGACUCCUAAACCCAGAAAAUUAACGUCACCAUCAACACCAGGAGCAAGUAAUGGUGGUGAUAUUAAUUCUGUCUGUCCAGAGUUCCAACUAAGUGUGGCAGACAGAAAAACACGGAUACAUUUCCUCAUAGACUCUGUCUCUGUUCUCUCAAUACUUCCAGCUAGCAAGUUUGCAACCGGUCGUGCCAAGGAAGAGCUUUUUCUUUAUGCAGCCAAUUCCAGUCGAAUAUCCACCUAUGGAAAGCGGACUCUUGAGCUGGACCUUUCACUGCGCAGACCCUUUACUUGGCAGUUCACUAUAGUAGACGUGACAACAGCCAUAAUCGGUGCAGACUUGCUAAGCCACUACAAUUUGCUCAUAGAUCUGAAAGGCAAGAGAUUGAUUGAUUCGACGACAGGCUUAGCCUCUGACGGCAAAGGGCUAAAGACGCAGAACAUCAACAUUUCUACCAUUAAUCCACAGAAACCUUUCAGAAGCCUACUAAAUAAAUACUUAACCAUUACUACAACACUACAGAGAUCAACAAUAAAACCAUAUCCUUUUCCCCACAGGAUUCCCACAAUAGUCUUUGGCUCAUCAUAG
Ctenocephalides felis (cat flea) is the source of this 1179-nucleotide messenger RNA. RefSeq lists its product as uncharacterized. The transcript has a single exon. The record is from RefSeq and is a predicted model, not a curated record. Lineage: Eukaryota; Metazoa; Arthropoda; Insecta; Siphonaptera; Pulicidae. The coding region runs from base 1 to 1179 and encodes 392 amino acids.